GGAAGUGGGCUGUCGUCGGCGGCAGCGGCGGCGCUGGGCGGGGCGGGGCUGGGGGAGGGGUGGAGCGAAGGCCGCAGCCUAGCAGUAGUAGCAGAGGGACAGCCGCCGGGCAGCAGCACCACCACCGCCACCACCGGCGCAGCAGCACCACCGCCACAGCCACCACCACCGGCACAGCAGCCCAGGCAAGGCGGCAGCGGUAGCAACACAAGCAGCAGCACAAGCAUAACAGCCGGGCAGCAACAGCGGUGGUGGCACAGGCACAACAACAACAACAACAGCAGCAGCAACAGCAGCCGGGAUGGGCUCCAGGGCGUCCAGCCUGCUCCGCGACGAGGAGAUCGAUGACAUCAAGAAGGAGACGGGCUUCUCUCAUAGCCAGAUUACACGCCUGUACAGCAGAUUCACCAGCCUUGACAAGGGAGAGAAUGGCACGCUCAGUCGUGAAGAUUUCCAAAGAAUUCCGGAACUGGCCAUUAACCCUUUGGGGGACAGGAUCAUUAAUGCCUUUUUCCCAGAAAAUGAAGAUCAAGUGAAUUUUCGAGGCUUUAUGCGGACUCUUGCUCAUUUCCGGCCCAUCGAGGAAAGUGACAAAAACAAGAGCCCUCAGCUUCCUGAGCCACUCAACAGCAGGAACAACAAGCUGCUCUUUGCUUUCAGGCUCUAUGAUCUGGACAAGGAUGAUAAGAUCUCUCGAGAGGAGCUCCUGCAGGUCCUUCGCAUGAUGGUGGGAGUGAACAUAUCGGAUGAGCAGCUAGGGAGCAUUGCAGACCGGACCAUUCAAGAGGCAGAUCAGGAUGGCGAUUAUUCAAUCUCCUUCAUGGAGUUUCAGAAGGUGUUGGAGAAGGUUGAUGUUGAGCAGAAGAUGAGCAUCCGUUUCCUUCACUGAAUCCUCAGCCGGCCAGCUCUCCACUCAGACUCUGUCCGCCUCUGACGUCACUGAUGUGUUACCUGAUUAUGUAGAGAAGUUUAUCAAUUGCAUGGGAGAGCGCCAGUCAUUUUGUUGGUUUCACCCACUCCUGGGCAGUCGUGGAAAUCGUUAACAGUGUGGCGAUUUCUGUGUCCCUCUAGUUUGCCGUGUGGCGCGUUUCACCUGGGUACCACCGAACAGCUGGCUGCAGGGCAAACUAAUCCGCCUUGCUGGUGGGGAAAUGCUGCACCUUCAGGAUAUGAUUAGCAGAGGAAGCCAGUCAUACCUGAGGGAUUUCAUGACUCGUGGACUGCACAGUACUGGUGCUCCUUAGAAUGGGCUGUUCUCCGAUUGAACUGUGUAAGACUGAGGGGAUGGCAAUCAGGUGCUUUUAAAUUGUAUUUGCUCAUUUUUCUGAUCGGGGUUAUUGAUUAUGGGGUAUUUAUUCAUCCAAAGUUGUAUAAAUUGUGGUUUUUAGGUUACUUGCUAUUAAUUGUCCCUUGCUGCCAGUUUAGUCCCUUAGUUCCAGCCUUACUUUGUCUGUUCCGCUUGUGAUGUUUCCAGGCCAGUCUUUAACCGUAUCCAUUCCCUAACACCGAAAACCAAGAGAAUACUGUAAUUACCCAUGUAUCAUACUUAUUUGACUUGGCUGUCAUUGGGACUCCUGUUGGCUCCCCCUGUCUCCAUCUAUGCUGAAACAAUAACAUAGAUGGUGGUGAAAAGUGCUGCCUUUGCCAGCUGCUGCAGUCUGGCCAGGUUCCUUUCUGUCAGUGUGUUUUGUUGCUGCGUGUGAAGAGGGAAUGGUCACCCUUUUUUCGAUAAUUAUAUGUCCCAGUGAACACUAAAGAUGACCCUGUGCUUGUUUAGCUCCACUCGCUUUUGAUGCAUUGCUCGUCCUGCGAGGAUAGAAUGCCUGUAUUGCCUGUUAAUUAACUAGAUAUGGCAUUACACUCUGUUUAUAUUUAACUCCGGUUGUGUGUGUGUGCCUGAAUGUGUUUAUCCUGUUUGGUCGGCAGCUCACGGCAACACAGUAUUGUGAUGUGAGGGGGAUGUCAACAAAGGAGCACUAAGUGUGAGGCUAGCCCAGCAUUCAGACACUUAAACCAGUCGCACAUUUUACUUUUGAGCCUUGAGAUAAUUCUGAACUUCAGUUUUGCCAAGCAGCACACUACAGAUUCCUGGGCUCUGCACACUGACUGGAAUCUGCCCAGGAUCAACUCACCAGUAUUUAACUUAAUACCAAAGUCUUCAGACUAAGGUUCACUCAUUUGUUCUGUUUCUCAGACUGGAGUUCAUUUUGUUUUGAGCCUGAAUGUCUCAUCCCAUUCAGGAUUUAAUUUUAAUUUGGAUAUGUUAGUGUCAGUACAUGUAUGGACCAGUGGAGGGACUGAUGUACCACAGGAGAUGCUCCCUUCACUGAAGGCUGUGCACAGAAUACUUGCCCAACUACCUUCACUUGUUUCAUGUCCCCCCCACCCCCCCAAGGCGCACGUGGAAAGGCGAUGAGCAUCCAAGUCCUUCCUUACGAAGAUCGAUUGGGAGCUUCUGAUUGAACUGAAUGUGUCGUGCAAACGGUUAAGUGCUUUCAGAUGGAAUGCUAUCACCCUUUCCUGGAUUGUGCCUUCACUUUCUUCCCUAUGAGAAGAAUAUCUGUACAUUUCAUAAAUAAAACAUUUAAUCGUUCCUUCA
Messenger RNA from Amblyraja radiata (thorny skate), 2599 nucleotides. Its product is annotated as calcineurin B homologous protein 1. The record is from RefSeq and is a predicted model, not a curated record. The coding region runs from base 302 to 889 and encodes 195 amino acids. Gene Ontology annotation, molecular function: calcium ion binding. NCBI's taxonomy places the organism in Eukaryota, Metazoa, Chordata, Chondrichthyes, Rajiformes, Rajidae. The transcript has 7 exons.